AAAAGAUGACCACCAAGCAAACCGAACAGCAUACUGCUGAUGAAAGAUCACAUCUGAUUGCAUCCUGUGACAGUCAAGUGACGACUUCAGAGGACUACCAAACAAUCGGUGAUGUUGAGUCAUUGUAUGGAAGUGAACGCAACAGCGAACAUGGAGAAGAAAGGUACAGCCGUGCUUUCGUUGCUCAAGUCGUGGGGGCACUAUUGAUAGGUGUUUUCACGUCCAACGUAGAUGGGUCGCUCGUCCUUGCUACCCAUCCAGUCAUUUCGUCGGAGUUUCACGACCUCGAAGAUUCAAGCUGGUUGUUUAUCAGUUUCUGGCUUGCUGGUGCUGCUACCCAGUCAUUGUACGGAAAGAUUUGCGACAUUUAUGGUCGAAGGACUAUACUUGUCAUUAGUUAUGGCCUUUUUGCCGUUGGAUGUGCUGUGAUCGGUCUUGGUCAGUCUAUGUGGCAAAUCAUUCUUGGUCGCGCCUUAUCCGGCUCUGGGCAGGCUGGCAUGUGGGUUUUGGCAGCAGUCGUCAUCACUGAUCUGGUCCCUCUGAGAGACGUUGCUCCCUGGCAAAGCUAUCUAAAUGUAAUCGCAACAAUAGGACGAAGUUUUGGGGGUCCAUUUGGCGGGUGGCUUGUUGAUGUAGUCGGCUGGAGAUGGUCAUUCCUUGGGCAGGUCCCUAUCUUUAUAGUCGCAACGGUACUCUGUUUGGUUGUAUUCUCAAGAUUUCAGCCACCCCAGCAAGGAGGGGACUCAGAUAAUGCAGUCCCUCGGGGCAAUCUAUCUCAAAUUGCAAGGAUCGAUUUCGUUGGGCUUAUAACUCUUGGGCUAGGGAUUCUAAGCCUCAUGUUACCUCUCGAGAUUGGAGGCCACAAGAUUCCUUGGUCCCACCCUACCAUAUUCAUCUUAUUGGCGAUUGGAACCUUACUUCUCGGAUUGUUCGUUCUGGCCGAGACCCGUUUGGCCAGAGAACCUAUCUUUCCUUUGAGAUUGUUGCGAAGUCGCCAGGCGUUAUUAGGGUACCUUAUAGUGGGAUGUAUUCUUGCGGCACAGUCAGGAAUGGUAUUCACAAUACCCGUAUAUUUCCAAGUUACCCAAAGGUCAUCUAGCACGCUUGUGGGAGCACGUUUAUUUCCGGCUGUUGCUGGUAAUGCAAUCGGUGGUAUUCUUUCCGGACAUUUGAUCCGCAGGACUGGACGAUACAAGUUGUUGGCAAUAUUCGCGUCGUUAACCUCAGCUCUUAGCUAUUUGCUGAUGGUAAUUCGGUGGAAAGGAGACACCAGUUGGGCCGAGUCAUUAUACAUAUUCCCAGGCGGGCUAGGGUGUGGUAUCAUACAGAGUGCGGUGUUCAUUGCCAUUCAAACUUCUAUCGAUCCCAAAGACAAGGCACCAGGUAUCUCGGGCUUCUUCUUAGCAACACAAGUCGGCACCGUCAUAGGAACCUCUGCUGUUAGUGCUUUAAUGAUUGGGGGCUUGCAACAAUCAUUGAGGGCUAGGCUCAUCGCGCAGGGGCUAUCUCAACCCGAGUUGAACGAAAUUCUCAGGCAAGCAGCCACUAGCGUAGAAUAUCUUGACAAGACGACAAGACCAAUCGCGAGGGCUAUCGAGGCAUCGUACGUUACUGGUCUGGAAUACGGUCAUGCCUUUUCCUUUGGUAGCUCCAUCAUUGCAUUUUGUGCCGCAUUACUACUUCGAGAGCGGAAAUUGGAGUCGUGAAGCGCACAUAACCGGCUUGCAAUCUCUAAACCAUCUCUUUCUGUAGCUAGAGCGAGAAUCGCGGUGAUAUAUCUGAUCGCUUUCGCAAGUAGAGGUAGC
Xylaria bambusicola is the source of this 1805-nucleotide messenger RNA. RefSeq names its product major facilitator superfamily transporter. Bases 6 to 1706 code for a protein of 566 amino acids. NCBI's taxonomy places the organism in Eukaryota, Fungi, Ascomycota, Sordariomycetes, Xylariales, Xylariaceae. Gene Ontology annotation, biological process: basic amino acid transport; transmembrane transport. Gene Ontology annotation, cellular component: fungal-type vacuole membrane. The transcript is spliced from 12 exons. Gene Ontology annotation, molecular function: basic amino acid transmembrane transporter activity. The record is from RefSeq and is a predicted model, not a curated record.